Molecule: messenger RNA, 309 nt
Organism: Microthlaspi erraticum
Lineage: Eukaryota; Viridiplantae; Streptophyta; Magnoliopsida; Brassicales; Brassicaceae
Source: the annotation of a GenBank genome assembly
AUGGCAUCACACAAGCUCUUUCUCAUUGCUUUCUUGGUGAGUCUCUCUUCCUCUAUGAUGAUCAACACUUGCUCGGCCUCACGCCACCUUCUCCAGCAACAACCUCUUCCUCAAAUCCCAAAUUUCCCUAUCCCGGCAAUGGGUCUACCUCCAUUGCCAUCGACAUUGCCACAACCAACUCUUCCCACCAUUCCCACUUCAAUCCCUUCAUUCCGAAUGCCAAAUUUGCCUGCAUUCCCUUCUCUUCCUACUAAUUUCCCAUCCAUUCCGUUCUUCACUCCACCGCCUUCCACUACAUCGAGUCCUUGA